Messenger RNA from Leguminivora glycinivorella, 1876 nucleotides. Its product is annotated as facilitated trehalose transporter Tret1-like. Gene Ontology annotation, biological process: transmembrane transport. Gene Ontology annotation, cellular component: membrane. The record is from RefSeq and is a predicted model, not a curated record. The coding region runs from base 96 to 1556 and encodes 486 amino acids. Lineage: Eukaryota; Metazoa; Arthropoda; Insecta; Lepidoptera; Tortricidae. The transcript is spliced from 8 exons. Gene Ontology annotation, molecular function: transmembrane transporter activity.
UGUAUCCAUUUAAAAUGGCUGUUUAGUUUUCAAAAAAGUUUUAAAUAAAUUUAUAUUUUUUUAAAUUAAAAUUUAAUAUUUUUAAAUAAUUAAAAAUGGUGAAUAAAGUGUACAAAUUGGGUUCUCAAGUGAUGGAGAAGAAUGGCAGCAAACAUAAUCAAGUGUUGAUGUCUAUAGUUGUAUGCAUGCCGAUCCUGGCCUACGGAACAGCCAUGGGUUGGAUCUCCCCGCACCGGGCCCUGCUCACCGGCCCCGACUCCCCCGCCGGAGAGCCCCUGACGGACGACCACGUGUCGUGGAUGGCCAGCAUUAUGUUCAUCUUCGCGCCUAUCGCGGUGUUCGUGUUUGGGGUGGCGGUGGAUAAGUUUGGACGGAAGAGGGCGCUGUUGUGUGCUUCUGUGCCGAUUGCUCUGGGCUGGGCCGUGAAGCUGUCUUGCGCGCAGCCAGGCGCGCUGGUGGCUGCGCGUGCGCUGAUCGGCUUCGGCUCCGGCGGUGGCUUCGUCGUGUGCCCUCUCUACGUGAAGGAGAUCAGUGAGGACAGCAUACGAGGCAUGACGGGCACCUUCGUCAUAUUCUCACAGACAAUGGGGAACCUCCUAGUCUUCAUCCUGGGAGACCUGCUGCCAUUCCAGACGGUCCUGUGGAUCCUGCUAGCCAUCCCUCUGCUGCACUUCUGCAUCUGUCUGCGACUGCCGGAGACGCCGUCCUACCUCAUCAAAUGUGGGAGAAAUGAAGAGACGGCGAAGGUCCUGAGCUGGCUUCGAUCUCUACCAGAAGACGACAAACGAAUCAGCGAAGAGGUGGACCGCCUUAUCAUUGAGCAGACCACCAGUGAACCCAAGUUCUCACCGAAACUGUUAUUUACCGACAAAACAGCCGUCAAAGCGUUCUGGGUGGCGCUGAUCGUGAACCUAACCCGCGAAUUCUGCGGCUGCAUCGCCGUGCUGGUUUACGCAAGUCAUAUCUUCGCCGAAGCUGGCAAAGACGAGGGGUCCAGCAUCGCUCUGUCGCCGAACAAGCAGUCAAUCCUGUUGGCUGCUGUUCAGAUCCUGGGAUCUAUGCUGGCGUGUCAGCUGGUGGAUCGCGCUGGGAGGAAGCCACUGCUAGCCGUUACGAGUCUCUUCGCCGGCUUCAGCAUGUGUCUACUAGGCGUCUGGUUCUAUCUCCAAAGCAUCGGAGUGUACAUGGCGGGCUGGGUGCCCAUCGUGGCGCUUUGCGUAUGCAUCUUCGCUGAUGCGUCCGGCCUGCAGCCGCUGCCAUUUGUGAUUAUGACUGAGAUGUUCAACUUUCAGCUCCGAGGCACAGUAGCGACUCUCAUCAUGGCCAUAUCUCUCGGCACAGACUUCGCGCUUCUCAAACUGUUUGCGCCAGUUAUCUCGUGGAUCGGUUACCAUUCCAUCUUCUGGGUCUUCAGCUUUAUAUGUCUCGCAAACGUGUUUUACCUCAUCUGGUGUGUACCAGAGACCAAGAUGAGGAGUCUAGAGGACAUAUACGCGGAUUUGGAGGGGAAAAAGAGGACGAAAGAGGAAAAGGUCGUGGAGACUAAUCAUGUGUGAAUGAGGAGGGAAUUUGGGGUUCCUGAUUCACCGGAUUCUUGUUUAAGAGCACCUUAUCGCCAUCUUAAGAAUUUUGCAUAAAAAAAACUACAAAAAGAUGGUGAUUGAGAAGUGUGGUCUUUCUUGAGAACUCUGCACCAACGAAAAUGGAGGGUUAACCCACCGUUUUAUAUGGAAUUUGACAGAUGACAGCCCACUAACCCUGAGUUAAGUGGUUGGUGGACUUCCGGUUCGGGUGCCAUCUUAGCGGCAUCGUGUCGUGAAUAAUUUCUCCUUCUUUUGCUCAUUAAUGUUGUUUAAAGUGUAAUAUCGAUAGCUUA